AUGGUCAAACGUGUUUCCGUCCUCGGUUGCGGUUCUUGGGGUACUGCUAUAGUCAAAGUUGUUGCUGACAAUGUUGCAUCGUCAAGCGAGUUCAAUUCUGAGGUUUAUUGGUAUGUACGAGAUGAAGAACAUGAUGACCAAAGUUUAACCACUUGGAUUAAUAAAGAUCACACGAAUCCCAACUAUUUAUCGAAAUUAAAAUUGCCUACAAAUAUCAUCGCAUCUUCUGACAUCAGAAAAGUUGUUGAAAGUGCUGAUAUUAUCAUGGUCGCCUAUCCUCCGUUUUACAUCAUAUGGUUGGUAAACCAUGUCAAAGAAUUUGUCAAGGAGAACGCUUAUUUUGUUUCAUUUUGUAAAGGUCUAAUUUUAUGUCCUGGAGAAAAUAGAAUCAGGCUAGUAAGCGAUCUUAUACGAGAGCAAACUGGUAAACGUUGUUUGGUUGUAAUUGGAGCAACAACAGCUCUUGAAGUGGUUGGAGAACAGUUCACCGAACUAACUAUUGGUUCUAAGAGUCUUGAAUGUGGACAUGAAGUUAAAAGACUUCUUCAGACAGAUUAUAUGAAAUUAGUCAUAACUGAAGACGAUGUUGGUGUUGAAUUAUGCGGUUCAUUGAAAAAUGUCGUAGCGAUAGCAGCAGGGAUAUGUGAUAGUCUAAAGUUAGGUGAUAAUACGAAAGCAGCUGUAAUAAGGAUUGGUUUCUGGGAAGUGUCUGGAUUAAUGCAUGAACUAUUUCCUGAUAGAGGUACAAAUUAUCUAACAACAGAGCAAAGUUGCGGAAUAGCUGAAUUAUUCACGUGCAUGUCUCAUAAAAUCGAUGACAUUUCCGUUAUAGGAGAUCUAGAUCUGUUGAAUAUUAGUAUUGGAAGACAAUUAUCUAACAAUGAUACCAAUAGACCAUCAAUUCGUUCCAUAACUGAUAAAAUACCAUACAGAACUUUUGUAGACGGAGCUGAAUACGCAAAACAGAUAUACAGUAUCUUAGCUGACAGACGUCGUACUGGACAUUUUCCAUUAUUUGUCGCUGUUCAUCGUAUUUGUCAGAAUGAAAUAAAACCACAAGAAUUGAUUACAUGUUUACAGUCACAUCCUAUUCAUGCUUAA
Messenger RNA from Schistosoma intercalatum, 1101 nucleotides. The record is from the annotation of a GenBank genome assembly. NCBI's taxonomy places the organism in Eukaryota, Metazoa, Platyhelminthes, Trematoda, Strigeidida, Schistosomatidae.